AUGACAUCAACAUCCAAAGGAAUUCUCCGCCCAUUUUUAAUCUGCAUUAUCCUGGGCUGCUUCAUGGCAUGUCUGCUUAUUAUAUCAAGCCACAAUAGCUGGAUCUUCAGCCCAAUGGAGUCUGCCAGCUCAGUACUGAAAAUGAAAUUUCUUUUUUCCACAAAAACUGAUUAUUUUAAUGAAACUACUAUUCUGGUGUGGGUGUGGCCAUUUGGGCAGACCUUUGACCUUACAUCCUGCCAAGCAAUGUUCAACAUCCAAGGAUGUCUCACAACAGACCGGUCACUGUACAACAAAUCUCACGCGGUCCUGAUACAUCACACCGAAUAUCAGUUGGAUCUCACUAAUUCUACCCAGCAGACCCAGAGCCAACCCUUCCAGAAAUGGAUUUGGAUGAAUUUGGAAUCACCAACUCAUACUCCCCAGAAGAGGUGCAUUGAGCAUUUGUUCAAUCUGACUCUAACUUACCGCCGACGACUCGAGCCAUACUCAGGCGGCAAAAACUAUAGAGAAUUUCAUAAACAGCAUAUUCCAGACAGGAUUCAUUCAUUCAUUGAAGAUUAUAACUCUCCCAGUGAACUAGCAAAAAAUAUCACUGAAAGGAAUCAGUCUGACAAACAACAAUAA
Molecule: messenger RNA, 627 nt
Organism: Castor canadensis (American beaver)
Lineage: Eukaryota; Metazoa; Chordata; Mammalia; Rodentia; Castoridae
Source: RefSeq, a predicted model, not a curated record